This is a messenger RNA of Lutzomyia longipalpis, 1628 nucleotides long. RefSeq lists its product as uncharacterized. Lineage: Eukaryota; Metazoa; Arthropoda; Insecta; Diptera; Psychodidae. The transcript has 2 exons. The coding region runs from base 101 to 1426 and encodes 441 amino acids. The record is from RefSeq and is a predicted model, not a curated record.
AAUCAGUUCUCAGUGAUCGUGAAACACGUCGCACGCAAAAUAUUCCCCCAAAUAGUCUUCUACUAAAUUGAGAUUCAAAAGGAGCUUUAACAUAUUGGAGAUGGUGUUAAGAAUUGUUUGUAUCCUUAUUGUGACCUUCUUGGUUGUGGAUGCUCGGAAAGUGAAUACAAAGAAAAUCCGCGAAAUUCCCAGUGAUAGACUGAGCCUUGCAAAAUGGCCAUCCUACAAUAUAAUCGAACCAGAUGGACCAGGAACAUACGCUUACGGUUACGAAGUCGAGGAUCCCGUAUCAGGUUCCACGCAAUUCAAGGAUGAAGAACGUUUUAGGAAUGGUUCAGUUAAGGGAGCUUUCGGUAUGGCUGAGAAAGAUGGUUCAGUGACAAUUACACGCUAUGAAGCUGACCAGAGGGGCUUCAGAUCGCGAACUGAAAAACGAACAAGAGUAGGACCCUUCCAGACAAUCAGCUCCAUCGCUACACCAUUCCCACCAACUGGACACAAUCUUCCUGCCGAAAUUCAUCCAGAGAUCACUGGAUCAUCAACUCCGGCACCACUAAAUGAUCCCACUUACAUUGAUUCCGUGGAUUCUUUCGGGAAUCUCCACAACCUUCCCCAACAGGGUCAUCUUUCGCAUGAGCAGCAUAGAAAUUCUUUCAAUCCUUUCCCACCAAAUUUCUACUAUCCUUUCAUUCCUGUUGUUCGACCGGCUCCUGGAUACCUUCAGCGACCUCCCCAGGGACCUUUUAAUGUCCUUCAACCCCUCCAAUUUCCUGGACAAUUUGGGCAAUUUCCUGGACAAUUCCCACCAAAUCGCAAUCCCUUCAUCACCCGUCCACCUUUUGAAAAUUACUUCCCAUCAUUCACUGGAGCUUUCUCAAAUGACAGAUUCAAAAAUCCCCUAGCCGAUGAACCUAUCAUCACGAGUCCCGAUGCAUCGACACCUGUACCACCUGUAAUGCCAAUAGGUGCUAUGGAUGGUACUCAACCAGCACCUCAGCCACCAGCAACCCCUCCAUUCUGGGUACAACUUUUCCCGGGAAAUCUCUUCGGGGGCCUCACAAAUGGGCUUCAGAAUAUUGGACAAAAUUUAGGGCAAGGACUUCAGGGAAUCACAAGUGGAAUCACUAAUGGACUCACCAAUGGGUUAGGACAAUUUGGUAUCAAUCUUCCCAAUUUUCCCUUCAAUCUUCCCUUCUUGCCUGCCGCAACAAAUAAUGCUAUGCGCGAUCUUCCCCUGGCUUACCAGUACAGGAAUCUUCCAAAUUAUCCUCAUUUUCCCAUCCAUGAACACGUUGAGGAGGAAGAAAAGAAUGAGGAAACAUAUCUCGUUGGGGAAAUGAUUGACGAUGAUAAAUUGAAAGUAAUUCCGUCCGAUAGUUCAUCAAUGGAAGAUAAGGGGAGAGUUUCACGAAUCACGCGAAUGUAAAGUUGAGGAGCUUUUGGAGGGAAAAUCACAUACAUUCGGGGGUAUUUAUUGAACACCAGCGCAAGUUUAGAUGUUGAGCACAUUUAAAUGGUUUCUGUACACUCAUGAGAAAAAGAGUUUUCAAAGAAUUUAUACUCACAACUUAUUUAUUGUGGAAAUAAAAGAUUUUAAAAAUUAUUUUGACGUUUCUACUAGUUAAUAA